UUGAGACAAACACAUUCAAGAAUACCAUUCAGAACUUACCUUUGUUUUAUGUACAAAAUGGGGCUUCAGUCCCUUUGUGGCAGAGUCCUUCUGGGACUGUCCCUGUCUUUACUACUCUCUAGUUUCUGCAUUGCUGAUGACAACACAAUUAAGGUGGUUGGUCUUGGAGAAUGCGCUGAUUGCAAGGAGAAUAACAUUAACACCAUUCAUGCUCUCUCAGGACUUCAUGUAAGCAUUGACUGCAAGCUUGAGAAUGGAGAAAUCAAAACAAGGGGUGAAGGAGAACUUGACAAAGAUGGCAAGUUUGAAGUGUCACUUCCUGAGGAGAUGAUGAAAGAUGGCAAGCUGAAAGAGGAAUGCUAUGCACAAUUACACAGUGCAUCAGCUGCACCAUGUCCAGCACACAAUGGCAUUGAAUCAUCCAAGAUUGUGACCAUCAAAACUGAUGGAAAACACACAUUGAAACCAGCUGGAAAUCUUAAGUUCUCAACACCCUUGUGCACUUCUGCUUUCUUGUGGCCUUACUUCAAGUACCCACCAUUGCCAAAGUUGCCACCUUUCCCAAAAGAUCAUCCUUGGAUGAAGAAGUUCCCUAAGUUGCCACCAUUGCCACCAUUGAAUCACUGGGGCCAUCCUUUCCCUCUUCCCCCUAUUCCUCCCAUUUUUAAAAAGCCAUGUCCCCCACCAGUAGUAAAGCCCCUUCCUCCUCCAGUUCCCGUUUACAACCCAACACCAGAGCCACCAGUAGUAAAGCCACUUCCUCCUCCAGUUCCCGUCUACAACCCAACACCAAAGCCCACACCAGAGCCACCGGUGCUAAAGCCACUUCCUCCUCCCAUUCCUGUUUAUAAACCAAAACCAAAGCCUCCUCCAGUUCCCAUUUACAAACCAAAACCAAAGCCUCCUCCAGUUCCCAUUUACAAACCAAAACCAAAGCCUCCUUUGGUUCCCGUCUACAAGCCCAAACCAGAGCCUCCAGUUAAAAAGCCAUGUCCCCCAAAAGUUCCAACUUACAAACCCAAGCCCAAACCAAAGCCACCAGUAGUAAAGCCACUUCCUCCCCCAGUUCCAGUUUACAAGCCACCAGUCGUAAAGCCACUUCCUCCUCCAGUUCCAGUUUACAAGCCACCAGUAGUAAAACCCCUGCCACCACCUGUUCCAAUUUACAAAAAGCCAUGCCCACCACUUCCACACCUUCCACCUUUACCAAAAAUUCCUCCAUUCCACCAUAAACCCCUGCCACCAAUAGUGAAGCCACUUCCUCCUCCAGUUCCAGUUUACAAGCCACCAGUAGUAAAACCUCUACCACCAAUAGUGAAGCCACUUCCUCCUCCAGUUCCAGUUUACAAGCCACCAGUAGUAAAACCUCUGCCACCACCUGUUCCAAUUUACAAAAAGCCAUGCCCACCACUUCCACCUUUCCCUAAAAUUCCUCCAUUCCACCAUCCACUCUUCCCACCACUUCCUCCUAAGAUUCCUCACCCAUAGACCAAAACAUUUAAUUGAAGAGUUCCUUUGGGUGCAUGUAGGCCUGAAUCUUUUUCUGUUUAGAAACCUUAAAAAUUAUUUGCAAUUUAUGAAAUAAAAUCGACCGCCAAAACAUUCAAGAGAAUGUCAAAGAGAAAGAUCAGAGAAACAGGAAAGUUAAUGGGAUGGAGAGUUAAUUUCACUCUGUUGGUUUGUUUAGUUGAGUUUUCAUGCAAAUGUUUGUAUAUCUUCAAGUGAAUCAUGGUCCGGUGAAUAAUCGCUAGUGUAUACACGGAUCUUUUUAUGUUAUUGUUUUUUUCUCAUUCAUGAAAACCUGUACUACUCAUCUCUUUUUAAUGCAAUAUCGUUGGUUUUUCUUAUUCA
Messenger RNA from Solanum dulcamara, 1851 nucleotides. RefSeq names its product repetitive proline-rich cell wall protein 2-like. NCBI's taxonomy places the organism in Eukaryota, Viridiplantae, Streptophyta, Magnoliopsida, Solanales, Solanaceae. The record is from RefSeq and is a predicted model, not a curated record. The coding region runs from base 49 to 1488 and encodes 479 amino acids. The transcript has 2 exons.